AUGAAGAUUCUGGGUCCUCUCCCAGUGCGGAGGGCCUGGAGGGUCAGGCACGGUCGGGCAUCACCGGAUAUCUCACAGACGCCUGUGUUGGAAGCCAUUAUGCUUCAUGAGCGAGGAGACCUGCAAGGCUCUGCGGAUCAAUGCUCCAAAUGCCGAAGGGGAGACGGGAUCUCACCAGAGUGCGUCAAAAUGCCGGGCAUCUACAACGGUGCGUGCAGCAAUUGUCUGCUGGCACGCACAUCAGAUCGGCCAGGAUCAUCGUCGAGGCCGGUACGGAGCUAUUCCGCCGAACGACGGUCCAUCUCUGCGACGAUAUCACCAUCCAUACCAAAGGAGGAUCUGAUUGCUGUGUGGAACCUCAUUGCGGGCGUAAUCGCAACGCAACCCCAAGAAUGUUUCACUGAGGACGGAUCAGAGCCACCGGGGAAGAAAAUCGAAGACGCCGCUCGAUUAGUGGCGAGGUCGGCAGACGAAUGGGGUCAUACGAUUAAGGAGGAAGAAUCAGACCCUGGGAAGACACCCAAAACGCCUUCGGAGAGAAGCAGGCUUGUCAGGCAAGCUACCAGAAUCCGAGAGACAGCGUUGCAGAUUGCGAAUUGUGCGAGAAUCUGGGGCGAAAAGUUGGAGAGGAAGAAGUCUUCUUCACAACUACGGUGA
Molecule: messenger RNA, 657 nt
Organism: Colletotrichum paranaense
Lineage: Eukaryota; Fungi; Ascomycota; Sordariomycetes; Glomerellales; Glomerellaceae
Exons: 1
Coding region: 1-657 (218 amino acids)
Source: RefSeq, a predicted model, not a curated record